CGGAGAUUUUAUUAAUCGGCUGGUUCCUACAAUUAGUCAACUCGUAGAAACCAAACAUACCUUAUCCCAAUAUGCGCGUUUCUCUGUUGGCUCUGGUCUCUCUGACGACCCUUUCGUCGGCGUCGGCCUUUGUCGCCCCGUCUACCUUCCACUUUCGUCCUCGAGUGACCCUGCAAUCGACUGCCGCCACGGACUUCGACUUGAAUCAGUACAUUGCGGAUAAGCUGCCUUUGAUCGAAAAGGCCCUCGAUGAAUCCGUCGUAUCGACCGAGAAAGAGACGGAAAAGAUUGUCGAAGCUAUGAAAUACUCGCUCAUGGCGGGUGGCAAGCGGAUUCGACCGGUCUUGUGCUUGGCAGCCUGUGAAAUGUUCAACGACGGAGACUCUACACCCGCCAUGCCGGCAGCUGUUUCUUUGGAAAUGAUUCACACCAUGAGCUUGAUUCACGACGAUUUGCCGAGUAUGGACAAUGAUGAUCUGCGUCGGGGGAAACCCACGUGUCACGUGAUUUACGGUGAAGACGUGGCUAUCUUGGCCGGGGACGCACUUUUGUCCGAUUCCUUCAGACACGUCGCUGAGCAGACCAAGGGCGUCGCUGCGGACCGAGUCCUGGAUGUGGUGGUGCGACUCGGGCGCUCCGUUGGCGCCAAGGGUCUUGCCGGGGGGCAAGUGAUGGAUUUGGAAUGCGAAGGCAAGGGUUCCGCCACGCUCGAAGAUUUGCGUUGGAUUCACACGCACAAGACGGCGACCUUGCUGCAAGUCGCGGUUGCCAGUGGGGCCAUUAUCGGUGGAGCCAGCGCGGAAGAAGUAAAAGCGUGUGAACAGUUCGCACUUAACAUUGGUCUGGCCUUUCAAGUUGCGGAUGAUAUUCUUGAUGUGACGCAGAGCACGGAAGAACUAGGCAAGACCGCCGGCAAAGACGAAGAUACCGACAAGACUACGUAUCCCAAGCUUUUGGGCCUAGACGGUGCCCGGGAAGAAGCAGAGCGGCUGGUGGCCGAAGCCAAGAAAUCCCUGGAGCCUUUUGGUGAUCGAGCGACAGCUCUUUUAGCACUUGCUGACUUUAUCAUCAAUCGUAAGAAUUAA
Phaeodactylum tricornutum CCAP 1055/1 is the source of this 1085-nucleotide messenger RNA. Its product is annotated as farnesyltranstransferase. Gene Ontology annotation, biological process: isoprenoid biosynthetic process. Lineage: Eukaryota; Bacillariophyta; Bacillariophyceae; Surirellales; Neidiaceae. Gene Ontology annotation, molecular function: prenyltransferase activity. The record is from RefSeq and is a predicted model, not a curated record. The coding region runs from base 72 to 1085 and encodes 337 amino acids. The transcript has 2 exons.